AUGGGUCCGCCCCCGCUGCUGCCCCCGCUGCUGCCCCUGCUGCUGCCCCUGCUGCCGGCAGCUUCUCUGCAGGCUGGUGGCUCAGCAGAAUGCGAGUUAAACCCUACCCAUGGAGUCUACCAACCAGAGCACCUCUCAGCCCCUGAGGGUGGCUCCAUCAACAUCCCCUUCUCCUUCUGCUACUCCUGGGAGUUAGCCAGCGAUCCCAACGUGCGUAUAUCCUGGCGAUGGAAACACUUCCAUGGAGAGUUCAUCUACAACACAACCCUGCCGUUCACCCAUAAGAAUUUUAAAAACCGCCUCUUUCUGAACUGGACAAAGGGCCAGACGAGUGGCUCCCUCCGGAUCUCUAACCUGCGGAGAGAGGAUGAGAGUAACUACUUCUUCCGAGUCCGGUUGACCACACGGAAAGAUGGCGAGAAGGUGUGGCAGUCCAUCAACGGGACCCACCUCACCAUCACCAAAGGUCUGCAGACUAAAUGUGAGAAGGAUGAUGCUCAAGGUGGAAAAACAGCAAGAGCCCCAGACAGGGGAUCCUUCCCUAACGCUGAGGAGGAGAACGAGAACAUUGGGCAUAAAGGACUACAUAGAAACUCCAAGUCGGACCCAAAGGUUGAUGGCAUCCUCUAUGCCUCGCUUACCCUCUCCAAUUUGACCUCACCCUCACCGUCAGCACCUCCUCGCCACCUUCUCCACGAGAGCCCCCAGGAAGAGACCCUAUACUCUAUCUUAAAGACUGAAUGA
Pipistrellus nathusii (Nathusius's pipistrelle) is the source of this 744-nucleotide messenger RNA. Lineage: Eukaryota; Metazoa; Chordata; Mammalia; Chiroptera; Vespertilionidae. The record is from the annotation of a GenBank genome assembly.